Messenger RNA from Thamnophis sirtalis, 9786 nucleotides. The record is from RefSeq and is a predicted model, not a curated record. Lineage: Eukaryota; Metazoa; Chordata; Lepidosauria; Squamata; Natricidae.
AAGGUGUGAAUAUUUUCUUCUCUUCCCUUCUCUUUGGAGGUGUCUGCUUUUAAGGAAGAUAUGUUGUUUCAGAAGAUCCAGAGAGAGAAUCGUGAAAUUUAUUUCAUUUAUUCAGUCCAUGGAAUUGUAAUAUACUUCUUCAAGGCAGCAAAUUUCCACAAAGUUGUGUGAUGGAUAUAGCAGUGAAUCUCUGUGCCUGGAAACCUCACAUUGUGGAUUAGUCUGCUAUCAAUUCCAUUUCAGGGACAGGAUUGGAUGUGAUGGAUUUAUCUUCAGAUAUGAGUAGGCAUGGAAGAAAUCCAUUCAGUCACAAGCUGGAAGAUCAGAAGAAGAUAUACACUGACUGGGCUAAUCAUUAUCUAGCAAAAUCUGGCCACAAACGGCUGAUCAAAGAUUUGCAGCAGGACAUUGCAGAUGGAGUUCUACUAGCAGAAAUCAUUCAGAUUAUUGCAAAUGAAAAAGUUGAAGAUAUCAAUGGUUGUCCUCGAAGCCAAUCUCAAAUGAUUGAGAAUGUUGAUGUCUGCCUUAGCUUUCUGGCAGCCAGAGGAGUAAAUGUCCAAGGUCUUUCUGCUGAAGAAAUAAGAAAUGGAAAUUUGAAAGCCAUUUUAGGACUGUUUUUCAGUUUGUCUCGUUAUAAACAGCAGCAGCACCAACAACAGCAGUACUAUCAGUCCUUGGUAGAGCUACAGCAACACAUCUCUCAUUCUCUGAAUCCUCCUGAAAGUGGCCAAUCCAAAACUCAGCAAGAUAUGCAGUCCAGUCUGACAGCCAGAUAUACAACUCAGUCUAAUCACAGUGGAAUUGCAACCAGUCAAAAAAAGCUUUCUAGGCUUCCUGGGCCUUCAAGGGUGCCAGCUGCAGGCAGCAGUACCAAAGUCCAGGGAGCUUCCAAUUUAAAUCGAAGAAGUCAGAGCUUUAAUAGCAUUGACAAAAACAAACCUCCGCAAUAUGCAAAUGGAAAUGAAAAAGAAUCACCCAAAGGUCCUCACCCAUCUGCAGGUAUAAAUGGAAAUGUACAGCAUCCCACCACCACUGGGCAGCAGCCGGUCUCUGCCAUCUCCUCUCCAAGUGCCAGCAAGCCUUGGCGCAGCAAAUCAAUGAAUGUGAAACACAGUGCCACCUCUACCAUGCUGUCUGUGAAGCAGCAGAGCCCUGCAACCUCACCUACACCAACUGCAGACAGGCUUAAACCACCUCUUUCUGAAGCUCCCAAAACACCAUCCUCUGGACAGAAAUCUAUGUUAGAGAAAUUCAAACUGGUUAACACUCGGACUGUUUUACGGCCCCCUUUGUCAUCAUCAAAUUCAGGCCCAGCUGACAGUGGAAAAGAUGAUGAAGCUUUUUUAGAGUGUGGCGAAGUGGAUGGCUUCAGUGGUGGGCUCAGUACUGCUGGAUCUACCACCAACAGCCCCAAAAUAUCCCCUAAAUUAACUCCUCCGAAAGCUGGAAGCAAAAAUAUCAGCAAUAAAAAGUCUUUGCUGCAGCCAAAGGAUAAAGAAGAAAAGAGCAAAGAUAAAAAUAAAGUUUGCACUGAAAAGGUGAUAAAGGAUGAAAAGGAACAAAUGCCUGAGACACCGACCAAAAAGACCUCAAAAAUUGCAAGCUUGAUUCCCAAGGGGAGCAAAGCAACUUCAGCCAAGAAAGAAAGUUUAAUUCCUUCAUCUAGUGGUAUACCAAAACCUGGUUCAAAAGUACCUACAUCAAAGCAGAGUAGUUCAAUAGUAUCUUCAGGAAGUAAAGAGGCAGAAAAACUGAGGAAUACAAAAGGAAACCACCCAUCUACGGCAAAAUCCCAAGGGAAUGAGAAAAGCUAUGUUCCUUCCAGUCUCUCAGCUUCUGAAGGAAAGGAGGCCAGUACACCAUUUUCUUCUCCUUCAAUGCCUUCAGCCAGUGGGCAAGUCCCGGGAAGUGGUGUUGUCCAACUUCCUCAGCAGCAACAAUACAGCCAUCCAAAUACAGCUACUGUAGCACCAUUUAUUUAUAGAACUCAUUCGGAAAAUGAUAGUUCUUCUAUCCCAUCUUCUGACUCUUGUAUCAGUCCUACAAAAUUGGAUUUGGCAUACAGUAAAACUGCCAAGCAAUGUCUAGAGGAAAUAUCUGGAGAAGAUCCUGAAACAAGAAGAAUGAGAACUGUAAAGAAUAUAGCUGAUCUGAGACAGAACUUGGAAGAAACUAUGUCCAGUCUUAGAGGAACUCAAAUAAGCCACAGCACACUGGAAACAACAUUUGACAGUACUGUGACAACUGAAGUGAAUGGACGAAGCAUUCCUGGCUUAACAAGCCGAUCUUCUCCAGUGACCUGGAGGCUUGGACAAGCUAGUCCUCGACUCCAGGCAGGUGAUGCUCCUUCCCUGGGUGGAGGGUACCCUCGCAGUGGUGCUAGUCGCUUCAUCCAUACUGACCCUUCUCGAUUCAUGUACACCACACCUCUUCGUCGUGCAGCCAUCUCUCGUCUUGGGAACAUCCCCCAAAUUGACAUGGGUGAAAAAGGAAAUAGUGACCUGGACAUUUCCUCUGAUGUUGAUGUUGGAGGGUACAUGAGUGAUGGGGACAUUCUUGGGAAGAGCCUUCGAGCUGAUGACAUCAACAGUGGUUACAUGACUGAUGGAGGGCUCAAUCUAUACACAAGAAGCUUGAAUCGAAUUCCUGACAUAGCUGCCUCUCGAGAUGUCAUUCAAAGAGGAAUUCAUGAUGUGACAGUGGAUGCAGACAGUUGGGAUGAUAGCAGUUCUGUUAGCAGUGGCCUCAGUGAUACUUUGGAUAACAUCAGCACAGAUGACCUCAAUACUACAUCAUCGGUCAGUUCUUAUUCUAACAGUACUGCUUCUUCAAGAAAGAAUAUACCUACCCAUAUGAAGACAGAUUCUGAAAAACGUUCAGUAACUGAUGGAGAACCUUGGGGAAGCAGUGAAGAAUUAAAGAAGCCAGAGGAAGAUCUUGAGAGCAAUCUUGACAACAGUGGCAAGUGGAGGAGCCAUCCUCCUGGAUUGCUUGAGGAGGCUGAGAAAGGAGGGCAAAAAACUCCUCUUCCUAUUUCUCAGACAGGCUCUUGGAGAAGAGGCAUGACUGCACAAGUGGGAGCAACAUCAUCUAGGCACAAAGCUGGAGGAAGUACUAUCAAGACACCUGGAAAAACAGAUGAUGCCAAAGCUUCUGAAAAAGUAAAAACUCCCCUGAAAGGAGCUUCCAUCCAGCGUUCCCCUUCAGAUGCAGGAAAAAGCAGUGGAGAUGAAGGGAAAAAACCUCCUUCUGGAAUUGGUCGAUCAACAGCCACAGGUUCCUUUGGUUUCAAGAAAACUGGAGUCAGCUCUUCAACAAUAAUCACUGCAAGUGGAGCAACCAUAACAAGUGGCUCGGCAACUUUGGGGAAGAUGCCUAAAUCGGCAGCCAUUGGUGGAAAAUCAAAUGCAGGGAGAAAGACCAGUCUAGAUGGUUCUCAGAAUCAAGAAGAUGGUGUCUUACAUAUGAGUUCAAAGACCACUUUGCAGUAUCGAAGUUUACCACGUCCUUCAAAAUCAAGCACAAGUGGGAUUCCUGGCCGAGGUGGACACAGAUCUAGCACCAGCAGCAUUGACUCUAAUGUCAGCAGCAAGUCUGCUGGUGCUGCUGCCACUAACAAAUUGAGGGAACCUACAAAGAUUGGCUCAGGACGAUCUAGUCCUGUAACAAUCAACCAGACGGACAAAGAAAAAGAAAAAGUGGCAAUAUCUGAUUCUGAGAGUGUAUCCUUGUCUGGUUCUCCCAAAUCAAGUCCAACUUCAGCUAGUGCAUGUGGAACACCAAGUCUCAGACAGCCAGGUUCAAAAUACCCAGAUAUUGCCUCACCUACAUUUAGAAGGUUGUUUGGCGCCAAAGCCAGUGGCAAAGCUGCCACUGCACCAAAUACAGAAGGCGCAAAAUCUACAUCUGCCAUGCCCAGCCCUAGUACCACAUUAGCUCGGCAAGGCAGUCUGGAAUCUCCAUCUUCAGGUACAGGUAGCAUGGGCAGUGCAGGUGGGCAGAGUGGAAGCAGUAGCCCCCUCUUCAAUAAGCCCUCGGACUUAAAUACAGAUGUUGUAGGCCUAAGUCACUCCUUGGCUUCAAGUCCAGCCUCAGCCCAUUCUUUCACAUCAGGUGGUCUUGUGUGGGCUGCAAAUCUGAGUAGUUCUUCUGCUGGUAGUAAGGAUACACCAAGUUACCAGUCGAUGACUAGCCUUCACACCAGCUCUGAAUCUAUUGAUCUCCCUCUUAGUCAUCAUGGCUCCCUCUCUGGAUUGACCACAAGCACUCAAGAUGUUCAGAGCCUGCUUAUGAGGACUGGAAGUGUCAGAUCUACUCUUUCAGAAAGCAUGCAGCUUGACAGAAAUACACUGCCCAAAAAGGGAUUAAGGUAUACUCCAUCUUCUCGCCAGGCUGGUCAAGAGGAAGGGAAAGAGUGGCUGCGUUCACAUUCUACUGGAGGGCUCCAAGACACUGGAAAUCAGUCUCCCCUGGUGUCACCUACAGUUAUGUCUUCCUCUGCAACUGGCAAAUAUUUCUCUAAUUUAGUAAGUCCAACAAAUUUAUCCCAGUUCAAACUUCCUGGACCUAGUAUGAUGAGAUCAAACAGCAACCCUGCACAAGAUUCUUCAUUUGAUCUCUAUGAUGAUUCUCAGUUGUGUGGUAGUGCUACAUCCUUAGAGGACAGACCACGUGCAAUUAGUCAUUCCGGUUCAUUCAGAGAUAGCAUGGAAGAAGUACAUGGAUCCUCAUUAUCACUAGUUUCCAGCACUUCUUCUCUUUAUUCCACAGCUGAAGAAAAGGCACAUUCAGAGCAAAUUCAUAAAUUACGACGGGAACUGGUUGCAUCUCAGGAAAAAGUGGCCACCCUAACAUCACAAUUGUCAGCAAAUGCCCAUCUUGUAGCUGCAUUUGAAAAAAGCUUAGGAAAUAUGACAGGCCGGUUACAAAGCCUAACAAUGACGGCUGAACAAAAGGAAUCAGAACUCAUAGAACUGCGGGAAACCAUUGAAAUGCUGAAAGCUCAGAACUCGGCUGCACAGGCUGCUAUUCAAGGAGCUCUGAAUGGUCAUGACCACACUCAGAGAGGUGAACUCUAGAGGAAGUGAGCUAAGGAGUUCAUUCAAACAAGCUUUUGGGAAGAAGAAGUCAUCAAAACCUCCUUCCUCCCAUUCUGACAUAGAAGAAGUCACAGAUUCAUCUCUUCCAUCCUCACCUAAAUUACCUCAUGGCUCCGGAGACUGUGGAUCUACUUCAAUCAGGCCAUCCCAAUCAACUUCACUGAUUUGUGAAUGCACAGAAGCAGAGGCAGAAAUAAUUCUGCAGCUAAAAAAUGAGCUCAGGGAGAAAGAGCUCAAGCUUACAGAUAUUCGUCUUGAAGCGCUCAGCUCUGCCCAUCAUCUUGACCAAAUUCGGGAAGCUAUGAACCGCAUGCAGAAUGAAAUUGAGAUUUUGAAAGCUGAGAAUGAUCGUUUGAAGGCUGAGACUGGAAGCACUAGCAAACCUAUCAGGCCAUGUUCAGAGUCCUCCAGCAGCACAUCUUCUUCCUCUUCACGACAAUCUCUAGGUCUCUCUCUGAAUAACUUAAACAUCACAGAUUCAGUUACAUCUGAUAUUUUACUGGAAGAUGUUGCAGAUGGAACUCUCCAUAAAGAAGGCCAGAAUGUUAAGAUUAUUGUCACAAUAAACAAGGGCUACGGUCGAUCAAAGGACCAAAGAAUACAGGCAUAUUUGAUAGGUUCUAUCAGGGUCAGUGGUAAAACAAAAUGGGAUGUAUUAGACGGUGUAAUUAGACGACUCUUUAAGGAAUAUAUUUUCCGAGUAGACCCAGCUACUAGUCUUGGUUUGAGCUCAGAUUGUAUAGCUAAUUAUUGCGUAGGUGAUAUAAUUAGAGCCCAUAACCAAGAAGUGCCUGAAUUGCUACCUUGUGGAUAUCUGGUUGGAGAUAAUAACAUAAUCACAGUGAAUCUUAAAGGAGUAGAAGAAAAUAGUUUGGAUAGCUUUGUGUUUGAUACAUUAAUUCCUAAACCAAUUAGUCAACGGUACUUUAAUUUACUGAUGGAACAUCACAGGAUUAUCCUAUCAGGACCUAGUGGCACUGGAAAGACCUAUUUAGCCAACAAGCUUGCUGAAUAUCUGAUAACUAAAUCUGGCCGGAAAAAAAUGGAAGAUGCCAUUAUUACUUUUACUGUUGAUCAUAAAUCAAGCAAGGAUGUUCAACAAUAUCUUGUUAAUUUGGCUGAACAGUGCAAUGCUGAUAACAGUAGUUCUGACCUUCCUGUGGUAAUAAUUCUUGACAACCUGCACCAUGUUGGUUCUUUGAGUGACAUCUUCAAUGGUUUCCUUAACUGUAAAUAUAACAAAUGUCCCUAUAUUAUUGGAACAAUGAACCAGGGAAUUUCAUCAUCACCUAAUCUAGAACUGCAUCAAAACUUCAGAUGGGUGCUGUGUGCUAAUCACACAGAACCUAUUAAAGGGCUGUUAUCCAGAUAUUUAAGAAGGAAACUGAUUGAAACAGAGCUGGAGAAGAAUACCCGCAAUAAUGAUCUCAUCAAAAUUAUUGACUGGAUCCCCAAGAUAUGGCAUCAUCUCAACAGCUUCUUAGAAACACACAGUUCUUCUGAUAUAACCAUUGGUCCUCGCCUUUUUCUACCUUGUCCUAUUGAUGUUGAUGGUUCUAGAGUGUGGUUUACUGAUCUCUGGAAUUAUUCUUUGGUGCCAUAUAUAAUGGAAGCUGUGAGAGAAGGACUUCAGAUGUAUGGUAAACGUGCACCUUGGGAAGACCCCUCAAAGUGGAUAGCAGAGACUUGUCCUUGGAGUUCACUGCAACAUGACUGGUCAUCAUUACUUCAGUUAAGACCUGAAGAUGUUGGUUAUGAAGGUUAUGCAUCUGCCAAAGAAGGAACCACUUCAAAGCACAUUCCACAGAUGGAGUCAGAAGGAGAUCCUUUGAUGAACAUGUUAUUGAGGCUCAAAGAAGCUGCCACUUACGCAAGUACCCAGAGCUGUGACAGUGAUACUGCCAGCCACCAUGAUGAUAUGCUGGACCCUUCACUUGAAUCAACACUCUAAAGGGGGCAUGACUUUGGUUAGAAGAUGCUGAUAAACCCAUAACACGUAUUAAGGGCUGCUGAGGUGGUGUGUAUCUGUGCUGAAAUAGCAUGUGUGUGCUGUGUCAUAUAUGGAGGCACCUGAUUUAAGCAGUAAAGCAAAUCAGAAAUGAAAGUUGGAUUUGUUCAGUUUCAAGUGGAAAGAAUCUUUAACAGGGAGGCUAUGAAGCAGAUUGCACACAUUGUAGUCAAACUGGAAUCACUUAGAGUCUUUUAUUUUCUAUCCCUGUCUUGAAAGUUUACAGUGGAAGCAUUUUAUGUGAUACUUCAAUAUACUGGGAGGUGCUGCAUUCAUAGUUCUCCUGCUCCUCUUCCUCCUCCUCCUCUUCCUCCUCUAACCUCUGUGGUGCCUCACAGCACAUAUUCCAGAUUAUAUUCUGCUGUCCUUUCCAAAAUGAGGUGGAUGCGAAAUAAAAUAUAAAGAAUGAGAGGGCGUAUAGACUCAAUAAGCACAAAACAGUAUUGUGCAAUUACCUUAUACAAACAAUACUGUGAUAUGCUGGAUAAGUGCCAAUUAGAUACUAAACUGCCAUAUUUGCAGUGAUGUGGUUCACCAAGUUUUCUGUUUGUGUGUGUGUGUGUGUGUGUGUGUGUGUAUUGAAAAAAAGUCAUCUGUUUUUAUAUCCAAAUUGUUUUUAACCACAGUGGUAUUUUUAAAACACCUGCCCACCUCUUAAGGUUGUUGCUGUUGUUGUUAGGCAAUUCUGAUGCUGACUAAAGGUUCUGGUUAGGACUUUGUUUUGAGUCUUUUGGGAGGGGGGAAAAGAGAUCAUUUCCUAUGGUGCUGUCUCACUGCCUUAAAACCGAUUUCUAGACAAUGUUUCUACACUUGGUUUAAUUUGUUUAAACCAUUGGUUAUUUACACUGUUUCCUUUCUUCAUUUUACUAAUGAGAGAGCAUCAGUGAACACAGUAGCCUUGUGUUUAUAUAUCAAGUUUUUUUAAUUAGGUUGCUAGAAGAAUGAAUUAUUAAUAUAGAUAUAGAUAUAUUAUUUUUAAUCUUCUGUGAAUCAAUGACCUACCAUCCUAAACCAUUCAAAUGACCCAGAAGCUACUCCUAGUUAAUGAAUUAAAACAAUACAAAAAAAGUCCAACAUAGUUAUUUCUAUCCCAUUAGGAAAAGAACUUAAUUAAGACAGAAACAGAAAUGUGUGACAUUUUAUCCAGCAGAGCUGGGUGUGCACCUGAGUUAGCAUGAGCACAAAUCAUUCUUGGUUUUCGUCCCUUCUCUUUCUUCCCCCAUUUGGAGCAUGAUAUUUUAAUUGCAGUAGUUGUACAUGAAGAAAGUCAGCAUUACAAAAACACUGGCACAGUACUAUUCACUGUGCAAGACACAAAUGUUUUUACUGUAAGAGGGGAAAGUGGGGGGUGGGUGAUUUUGCACAGUUUAUUGGGAGGGUAUUGUAAAUACUGAAAAUAAAAAAAAGUGUUGCACAAAUGAAAGCAAACAAAACAGUGACAGCAGCAAAAAUACAAACAUAUACUUUAUUCUAUUGAUGUGAAGAAAUGUUUCAUUUAUGGAGAAUACCCAUACAUUGUAAACAAAGCAAGAGGGCAAUCAGUACUAUCUGGUUUUUUUUUUAAGACAGAUAAAUCAGGUAUGUUUGUCCUGUAUUUAGAACUGCCAUCACAAGUCCUGAGCUAUCCUUGCUACAAUGAACAUUUGCAUUCUUUAAACUAAUCUAACUGAAGAAAAAAAUAGACGUUAUCUAUCCUGGCAGGAUACACCAAAAACCCAAUCAGAGUAAUUGGAGAUAUUGGUUAAAAUUAACAUAAAAUAUCUAAGGGCUAUAGCAUUCUAUAGGCACAUACUUCAACCCUUAUCUUGAAAGGGCUCAUGUGGAGCACGUCUACUCAUAACCAUAGGACAUGUGCCAAUGAAAUACUUUCAGGAUACACAUAGCCAAUGGAUAACUUCAGGACAUGUACGUGGUGCUACUAACUCCAGCAACAAUAUAUUUUGCAAAACAAAUAUCAAAGGAAUCAAUGCAAUUUUCCUGCUUGCAUCAGCCGCAGGUCUCCUGCAUGGUGCUAUUGCCCUAAUAAGAAAGUCUGCUUUUAUGCACAAAAAAUGUAUUCAGAUUGAUUUUCAGCAGCAAAUAUUAGCUGACUGUCUCAUACUGUUAAGCAACAUGCCACUCUGGAAAAUGACUAAAACAAAAGCUGCUCCUUAAGAUUGAUGUAGUCUAAAACAACAUCUAAGCCCAGGAACUCCUGCCAUUUUCAAUACACAUACACACAUCCUAUAUGUAUAUACUACAUAAUACAAUUUUCCCUGCAAUACAUUUCAGUGAAUCCACCUAGUUUAAAACUUUAACAAAUUUGUUUGUGAAGCAUUUGUCUGUAUACAUUUUAUAUUUUGUACAUUUUUAAUGUAACAUAUUGUGUAAAUAGACAGAAACAGUGAGAUAAAUCAUCUGAAAAGUUUUGUAGUCUUUGUAAAGCUCUAAUAAUAAGUAUUUGGUGUCAUCAGACCUAACUGGAUGAUGUAUUUUAUAUUGAUUUAUUGUUAUUCUAGCUUGUAAACCAGCUUGCAUAUAUUUUUUGCAGGUGUGCACACUGUAUCUGUCUAAAUUAUUACUUUGCCAUUAAAGUGGAAUUAUUUAUUGACAACUGAGUCUGCUGUUUUUAAACUCCAGAGGAAAUCAGCCUUUAAUUCCAUUGUUAGGUGUAGACUAUGGGAAUAGCUUGAGAAAACC